Cyphomyrmex costatus is the source of this 510-nucleotide messenger RNA. RefSeq lists its product as uncharacterized. Bases 1 to 510 code for a protein of 169 amino acids. The transcript has 2 exons. NCBI's taxonomy places the organism in Eukaryota, Metazoa, Arthropoda, Insecta, Hymenoptera, Formicidae. The record is from RefSeq and is a predicted model, not a curated record.
AUGCCUGCUCAGUUUGAUUGGCUUUUAGAGAAGACAAAGCCUUAUCUAUUGAAACGUAGCAAAAGACGUCCAUUCCCACCAGAAUUAAGACUGGCUGUCACUCUGGGGAUUUCCUAUCACAGUCCCAACAAGAUGAGCAAAUACAUAAAAGUACAGAAAGACAUACGACAGAAAAACACGAAGAAUAAUGUUGUAUAUAAGAUAUCAUGUGCAGAUUGUGAUGCGUCUUAUGUCGGUCAGACUGGUAGACAGUUAAAAACCAGAAUCGCAGAGCAUCGGCAUCAUAUUAGACAUAACACAUCUACACGUUCGGUUAUUACUGAUCAUAGAGUGCAACAUGAUCAUGAAUUUCUUUGGGAUGAAGUGGAAAUUCUUGAUGAAGAACCGUGUUACAAAAAGCGUUUAGUAUCUGAGAUGUUGAAUAUUAAAAGACAGAAUAACAGUCUUAACUUACAAUCUGACACGAUAGAUCUCCACGAAGCAUAUUCUUCGAUUAUAAACAAAGUCUGA